CCGGGGCUGGGGGAGGUGGAGCCGCACUUCGUCGCCGCGGGGGUGCCGGGACUCCGGCCGCAUCGCCGCCGCCAUCACGGACUUCCUGUGGGACAAGCGCACGGGCCUCGCCGCCAGAACGAUGCCUCAUCCGCGAAGGUACCAUUCCUCCGAGCGAGGGAGCCGGGGGAGUUUCCACGAACACUAUCGAAGCCGGAAGCACAAGCGCAGAAGUCACUCGUGGUCCAGUAGUAGCGAUCGCACGCAGCGGCGCAGGAGAGAGGACAGCUACCCUGUUCGUUCCCGAAGCAGCUAUGAUGACCGGUCGUCCGACCGGAGGCUGUACGAGCGGCGGUACUGCGGCAGCUACCGGCGCAACGACUACAGCCGGGAGCGCGACCGCGGCGAGGCGUACUACGACGCGGACUUCCGGCACUCCUACGACUACCACCGGGAGAACAGCAGCUACCGCAGCCCGCGCAGCAGCCGCAGGAAGCACCGGCGCCCGCGGCGGCACAGCCGCACCUUCAGCCGCUCGUCUUCGCAGCACAGCAGCCGGAGAGCCAAGAGUGUAGAGGACGACGCUGAGGGCCACCUCAUCUACCACGUCGGGGACUGGCUGCAAGAGCGAUAUGAGAUUGUCAGCACGCUAGGAGAGGGGACAUUCGGACGCGUUGUGCAGUGUGUGGACCACCGCAGGGGUGGGGCUCGAGUCGCCUUGAAGAUCAUAAAGAACGUGGAGAAGUACAAGGAAGCAGCUCGCCUUGAGAUCAAUGUGUUAGAGAAAAUCAACGAGAAAGACCCUGACAACAAGAACCUCUGUGUGCAGAUGUUUGACUGGUUUGACUACCACGGCCACAUGUGUAUCUCCUUUGAGCUUCUGGGCCUCAGCACCUUCGACUUCCUCAAGGACAACAACUACCUGCCCUACCCCAUCCACCAAGUGCGCCACAUGGCCUCCCAGCUCUGCCAGGCUGUCAAGUUCCUCCACGACAACAAGCUGACACACACGGACCUCAAGCCUGAAAACAUUCUGUUCGUGAACUCGGACUACGAGCUCACCUACAACCUCGAGAAGAAGCGGGACGAGCGCAGCGUGAAGAGCACAGCCGUGCGCGUCGUGGACUUCGGCAGCGCCACCUUUGACCACGAGCACCACAGCACCGUGGUGUCCACGCGCCACUACCGAGCCCCCGAGGUCAUCCUUGAGCUGGGCUGGUCGCAGCCGUGUGACGUGUGGAGCAUAGGCUGCAUUGUCUUCGAGUACUACGUGGGUUUCACCCUCUUCCAGACUCAUGACAACAGAGAGCAUCUUGCCAUGAUGGAAAGGAUCCUGGGUCCUCUCCCUUCUCGGAUGAUCCGGAAGACCAGAAAGCAGAAAUACUUCUACCGGGGUCACCUGGAUUGGGAUGAGAACACCUCAGCUGGGCGCUACGUUCGUGAGAACUGCAAGCCGCUUCGGCGGUAUCUGACCUCAGAGGCAGAGGAACACCAGCAGCUCUUCGAUCUGAUUGGAGGUAUGCUGGAGUACGAGCCCGCUAAGCGGCUGACCUUAGGUGAAGCCCUUCAGCACCCUUUCUUCGCCCGCCUUCGCACUGAGCCACCCAACACCAAGUUGUGGGACUCCAGUCGGGAUAUCAGUCGGUGACAAUCAGGCCCUGGGCCCCUCUGCAUCUUGUGUAGCAGUGGGUGUCCAGUCCAGGACACUGGUGCUUUUUUAUACAAAAGAACAGAGCCAGAGUUCAUUCCCCCUGGCUCCUUAUAUAUCUGUGAAUAUGUGAAAUAGUGUAAAUAUGACAGAACUUGUACCUAUCACUUCAUUCCCUGCCUUGUACAUACUACUAUUGAUCUGCACUCUUCCCGUCCUCAACCGCCUUCUCCUGGGAAGUUGGAGGAGGGCAGAGUGAGGUAACCAGGUGGUAUCUACCCCGUGUUUUAUAAGGACUUUUGUACAGACUUUGUGAAAUAAAAUGACAUGCUUCCAUCUGA
Jaculus jaculus (lesser Egyptian jerboa) is the source of this 1968-nucleotide messenger RNA. It is a transcript of the gene Clk2, whose product is annotated as CDC like kinase 2. The transcript has 13 exons. Gene Ontology annotation, molecular function: protein tyrosine kinase activity; ATP binding. Lineage: Eukaryota; Metazoa; Chordata; Mammalia; Rodentia; Dipodidae. The record is from RefSeq and is a predicted model, not a curated record. Gene Ontology annotation, cellular component: nucleus. Gene Ontology annotation, biological process: regulation of RNA splicing; protein phosphorylation. Bases 122 to 1627 code for a protein of 501 amino acids.